UUAAAAAACAAGGGAUUCAUCAGUUUAACUUAAAUGAAGUCCAAAACAGUAAUCCAAAGUUUCUAAGGGAAAGAGCACAACGUUCCAAAAAAAAUAUGCAAUCUGAAAAAUUCUUAAAUUCAAACAACUUGCUAAUGUGCUUAAAAUGCAAAGGUUUCUUUGCAAAGAGUUAUAAAACCAGACAUCAGAUAAAAUGCGGUGAAGAUUCUUGUCAAACCUUAAUACCAUCUAUUGCAAUUGGGGAAAUAGAUAAAUAUAAUUCUUUAGACAAUGAUUUCAAGUUAAAUAUUUUAAAUGUCAUAAAUAACGAUGAAAUUGGCACGCUAGCUAAAAGUGAUAGCAUUAUUUUGAUGAUAGGAUCUCGCUUGUAUGGUAAAAUUAAAAGAAGGUUUGAUAAAAAGUUGGAGGUUGAGAAAUCGGUUAGGUGCUCAAUGCGCCGGCUUGCCAACAUUUAUAAUAGAUUUACAAUUGAAAAAACAGGUAAUUCUGGUGAUAUGUUUUUGAGAGGAAAUAUUGACUAUUUAAAAAAAGCCAUUGAAAAUUAUACCGAUAAAGGUGAAGAUAAGAUAAAAUCUGGUUUAAAAAGUGGCAUCUAUUAUUUACUUAAGGACUCAGCUGAGAAAUGUAUGGGAUAUUACUUAAAGACAAAUCGUGAUGAUUUGUCUAAAGAAGUUUCAAAUUUUUUGUACAUAUUUGGGCUUAUGAAAGAUGAAAUUUUUUCAGACGCUGUUUAUGAUUUAAAUAAACGUAGAAACGAAAAACAUAAAAAACCUGCACAGCUUCCAAUAGAAGAAGAUAUUCAAACUAUAAGAAAUCAUAUUGUUACUACUAUGGAAAAACUGACUAGCGAAUAUGAAAUAAUAGAUAGACCUUCCUUUAUUCAAUUAAGAGACUGUGCUUGUGCUCGAUUAACUAUUUUUAAUGGCAGGCGAGGUGGUGAACCUGCAAGACUAACAAUUAAAGAAUGGGAAAAUGCUUUGAAUAAUGUAUGGCUAGACAAACAAAGAAUAAAAAAUACACUAUCUGAAAGUCAAUUAGAAGAUGGGAUGAAAAUUACUUAUCAGUCUGGGAAAGGGGUUAAUCAUUCAGUCCCUGUUUUAAUUCCAACUGAUACUAUUGAAGCAAUGAAGUUGUUAGGUUCUGCUGAUAUUAGAACUCAGACUGGAGUUUCAGCAAAUAACAUUUACAUUUUCCCAAGUACACAAUCUUCACUUUAUCACUGCUCUGGAUGGCAUAGUCUAAAAAAUAUAAUCAAGCAACUUAACUUGAUAGAUGAAUCAAAAGUUACUGGUACAAAUAAUCGCCAUCGACUCUCUACACUAGUGGCUGGUUUAGGAGUUUCAGAUGCCCAAAUGAGUUUGGAAUAUGAUUACUUUGGGCACAGUGAAACAAUUAACAAGACAAUAUAUCAAGCUCCGGCAGCUCAUCGACAGCUUCUCUCAACAGGAAAACAUCUUGAAGCUAUUGAUCUAAAUUCCUUAAAGCAAGAUUUAAAAAAAACAAUAAAUAUUGAUAAAAAAGAACAGAAAAAUCGACUUGUAGAAAAACAAGAGAAGCCAAUAAAACUAGCUAAAGUUUUUUUAACUAGAUCUAAGGCAAAACUUGAGGCUAGUGUUGGAAGUAGCACUCCAAUCAGUUUGAAUAAACAAGUUCCAGAAAUUGCAAAUGAAAGUCUUGAAAAUCAUUCUUCUACUGAAUAUGAAAGCAAUUCAAGCGAAUCGGAGUUUGAAUUUAAAACUAAUGUUAACCAAAUUAAUAAAACUAAAAAAAGUUUUGUCUCAGGUCGUAAAUAUAACCAAUGGGAUAACGAAAAUGAGAGUGCGUUUUUUCAAAGGUUUAUGCAGUAUGUUAGUUCAAAUAUAGGAUAUCCAAGUCGACAAGAAAUGACUGAAUUUGGAAUAAAAUACGGGUUUGGCUACGGUACAGUUAGAAAUAAAAUCACUAACGAAAGAGCAAAAAAGAUGCGAAUCGUCUCCCAAAGAAUAAACGAUAUUCAAAUGUAAUUGAAUAGAAUCUAAAACAAAAAUCAGACUUAAAAACAUUUUUAAAUAUAAAAAAGAUAAUUCUUAAGCCACGGUGAUACUUGUGUUACAAAAA
Messenger RNA from Hydra vulgaris (swiftwater hydra), 2097 nucleotides. RefSeq lists its product as uncharacterized. The record is from RefSeq and is a predicted model, not a curated record. Lineage: Eukaryota; Metazoa; Cnidaria; Hydrozoa; Anthoathecata; Hydridae.